AUGUCUCGUGAACCAGGAAACUUGUUGGCUGCUCAUUCAUUCAAGUACUCAGGAAUCGCAAACACCAAGACAAUCGACAUCACAGCACCAACAACCAAAGGUGCCAAGAAGGGCGUCACAGUUACCAAAUCUUCAUCAAAGAAGAGUGGCAAGAAAGUCACCACUACCGUAUCUCGACCUCCUCGUUCGGGCCUCAAGGCUGUACGAUCGUUGGUAAAGAGCUACCGUCCUGAUUUGACCAAGGCUGCUGUGGCCCGUGCUUCUCGAGUUUUCGAAUCUCAAAGAACUGUCAAGGCAUCAAAGGCAAAACCAGCUCGUGCCUCUCGAAAGAUCAAGGCAUAA
This is a messenger RNA of Synchytrium microbalum, 342 nucleotides long. RefSeq lists its product as uncharacterized. The record is from RefSeq and is a predicted model, not a curated record. Gene Ontology annotation, cellular component: cytosolic large ribosomal subunit; ribosome. The transcript is spliced from 4 exons. The coding region runs from base 1 to 342 and encodes 113 amino acids. Lineage: Eukaryota; Fungi; Chytridiomycota; Chytridiomycetes; Synchytriales; Synchytriaceae. Gene Ontology annotation, biological process: translation. Gene Ontology annotation, molecular function: structural constituent of ribosome.